This is a messenger RNA of Trypanosoma rangeli, 477 nucleotides long. RefSeq lists its product as uncharacterized. NCBI's taxonomy places the organism in Eukaryota, Euglenozoa, Kinetoplastea, Trypanosomatida, Trypanosomatidae. The transcript has a single exon. The record is from RefSeq and is a predicted model, not a curated record. The coding region runs from base 1 to 477 and encodes 158 amino acids.
AUGUCGAAUGCAACCCCACCGCACUACGUGCGUUUGAGGCGACACAAUGUGACUAUUUUUCUUCACUGUGACGUGAACCACGACACCGUUCAGGCGAUUAAGGAGCGUUACGAGAAAUUGACCGGCCGGACUUUCUACACCGUUAGACUCUACCUUGGCCGGCAAAACCUGGACGAUUUCUCUACGCUUUUCAACUGUGGUAUUGAACGCGAAGGUGCUGAGCUCACGGUGGUGUAUUCGAAGGGAGCAAAGAUGGACGGCACUGGUGAAUAUAUUUGGGAGGACUUGGAAGAAGCUGCACGACUCCCGCCGCCCCCACAAGAAGAGGUAAAGGAGACACAAGAGGGAGAGGCCGUUUCCGAGUCUCGAGGAGGUGGCGAUCUGGUGGAGGAGGGUGGCAAUGAGGUGCUUCCGACGCGUCCUGAGGAUAAGAAACAAGAGUCCGCCGAACCCAACGUUGGCUUUGUUGGAGUAUAA